Molecule: messenger RNA, 1227 nt
Organism: Alternaria rosae
Lineage: Eukaryota; Fungi; Ascomycota; Dothideomycetes; Pleosporales; Pleosporaceae
Exons: 2
Coding region: 1-1227 (408 amino acids)
Source: RefSeq, a predicted model, not a curated record
AUGAGGAGAAGUUCAACAAUAAUGGUGCUGAGUGCGCUGUCGGUAGGUGUAAUCGGUGAUGCGGUACCAAAGCCCUACGAGAUGAAUAGUACUACCACCGCUGGAGCACUACGACCGCACGUACACGCUACUGGACUACCAAUACCACCAUACAGUUUAUCAACAUUAAUACCAGAGCCAAGCUCAACCAUCAUCGUCCCGUACCCGGUUCCGUCGCCAUCAAAUACAUCAGUUGUCGCCGCCCCUCCCUCGUUAUCAACUCCAUAUGCACUACCCAGCUCGUCGCCAGAAACAUCUCCAGUGGCAGUGUCGCCAUCAAGUUCGCUCAAUAUCACUACUCAAAACUCAACAUAUAUCUACCCGUCGCUAUCGAGUUCAGCAACCAUUGUCUCACCUGCUUCGGUUCCCACUCCAGGCUAUGUGCCUAUUGUAGUCGAAGUUGUCUGUGAGACAGUAUACUACUCAGCAUCGCCGAGCUCUUCAGUUGCUUCAACUGCGGUAACUCCUAGCGCUACCCCCUCGUCAGCUUUUGCCAGCAUCCAUCCUGGUCUGGCGAUAGCUGCAGUUGGUCAAGCUGACGAGCCGGCUGCUUCUUCCAUUAACCUCCCGCUCCUGUCGUCGAUCUUAAUACCCGAUGUCAACCACCAAACCAUCUUCACUACGACUACUACCACGACAACUACUGUGGUUUUGACUCUACCCACCCCGCUACCCUCGACCUCUUCAGACGUCGAAUCUACUGCAUCAGCGACAACAACGACAGUAGUUACACUCACGUCUGCUUCCGCAUCAACAUCAGCGGAGCAGCCAAUCUCGACAUCAACAGCCGCUUCAGAUGAGCCGUCAUCGUCACCAACCGACUCAGCAUCGACCAUCCUCUCCACAGUCACAGUCACAUCCUCAACACCACCAUCCCCAUCCGAUACUAACACCAACACCGCCUUCCCUACCGCCCCACCCUUCUCCUACAACCCCUCUGCCUCCCGUGGCUCCGCAUCCCCCAUCUCACGCCCCACCCCCGAACCCUCCAGCGCUCUCGUCGCCGGCUCGACGCUCAGCACCGCCACCACGCCAAGUUCAACCUCAACACGCAUCUCGCAAUACACAGGCAUUCCACCUGCACCACCGGCAGCCAGCGCAGCAGGUGCGAGCGGCAUGCUGAGUGACAGGAGUAAAGAGAGGGUGUGGUGGGUGGCUUUCUUUGUUCCGCUGUUGCUUUUGGCGUAG